AUGAGUAUGAUGAGUGUUUCAGGAUCUCCACGAAAAUCGUUCAAUAGUGGAGGUAGCCUUCAUGUUUCAGAUUUAGGAUCAACUGCUUCAUCUCCUCGUUUGGCAAUGAAAAAUUUUGAAAGAUCAACAAACGAUGAAGAAUUUGUUCAAACAUGCGCCCAACAAAGCCGCAAUAUUCAAAAUGUUAGAAAGGAUAUUCAGGUUUUAAUGACAAAAGCAUCUGGCUAUUGUAAGAAUACAGGAUUAUCAUCUGAUUCAGCCGAACUUCCUUCGACCCCACCAAGAUAUUCUGGUAAAACAAAGUUCUCAGUACAAUCAUCUCCAUACUCUCCACGAAAUCAAAAUGGUUCCGGUUUCUUCAAUUCUUCAUUGUUAUAG
Molecule: messenger RNA, 378 nt
Organism: Trichomonas vaginalis G3
Lineage: Eukaryota; Parabasalia; Trichomonadida; Trichomonadidae
Exons: 1
Coding region: 1-378 (125 amino acids)
Source: RefSeq, a predicted model, not a curated record